AUGCGGACGCGCCGGCGCAAACCGUGGGAUGUACUGCAGGUUUUCAGCAGUGACGCUUCACAGGAAAAGCUUUACAAGCAGGCCAUCAUCCCAAUCGUUCAGGAGGUGAUGGAUGGGUUUAACUGCACCAUCUUUGCAUACGGGCAGACUGGUACAGGCAAAACAUACACCAUGGAGGGGGGCCCCCGGCGAAGUGACGACGGGAAAAGCUUAUCGGCAGAGGCGGGAGUCAUCCCGCGCUCCAUUAAGCAGAUCUUUGACACCAUUGAUGCAAGCAACGUCGACUCAACUGUUAAGGUUUCGUUCCUUGAGCUGUACAACGAGGAGCUCACGGACCUGCUCUCUUUCGAUGACGCCAAGGAUGACAAAAAGGCGCUGCGGCUGCUCGAGGAUCGCAAUGGGGUUGUGGUGCAGGGAUUGGAGGAGGUCGUGGUGAAAAGUGCAGCAGAAAUUUAUCAGGUGCUAGACCGCGGUACUGCCAAGCGCCGCACAGCUGAGACGCUGCUCAACAAGCGGUCCAGCCGCAGCCACUCAGUCUUUUCGAUUACUAUCCACAUGCGCGAAGUAACUCCGGAAGGCGAAGAUGUGGUGAAGGUUGGAAAGCUACACCUUGUGGACUUGGCAGGCAGUGAGAACAUCUCCCGGUCAGGCGCGAAGGAUGGUCGGGCGCGCGAGGCUGGCUCCAUUAACCAAUCGCUUUUAACGCUCGGGCGCGUUAUCACGGCACUGGUGGAGCAUUCUGGGCAUGUGCCGUACCGUGAUUCUAAGCUCACCCGUCUCCUGCGCGAUUCCCUUGGCGGUAAAACAAAAACCUGUAUUAUCGCUACGAUUGCGCCGACGGUGCACUGCCAGGAGGAGACAAUCAGCACCCUGGAUUACGCGCACAGGGCCAAGAACAUCCGGAACCGGCCCGAGGUCAACCAGAAGAUCUCAAAGACGGCAAUGAUUAGGGAGAUGUCAUCAGAAAUGGAGAAGCUCCGUAUGGAGCUUGUGGCCCAGCGUGAGAAGAAUGGCGUCUAUAUCUCAGUGGAGAAGCACCAGCAGGUACAGGGUUUGCCUAAACAGGCCACCUCUCAUGCUGCUCCCUAUGGAGCUAGUUGUUGGGCUAUUUUCUGCAGAGCAUUGAUAGGGGAACAACACUGA
Messenger RNA from Volvox carteri f. nagariensis, 1143 nucleotides. RefSeq lists its product as uncharacterized. NCBI's taxonomy places the organism in Eukaryota, Viridiplantae, Chlorophyta, Chlorophyceae, Chlamydomonadales, Volvocaceae. The transcript is spliced from 4 exons. The coding region runs from base 1 to 1143 and encodes 380 amino acids. Gene Ontology annotation, molecular function: plus-end-directed microtubule motor activity; ATP binding; microtubule binding. The record is from RefSeq and is a predicted model, not a curated record. Gene Ontology annotation, biological process: microtubule-based movement.